AUGACCGUCCCCGCACAGAACGAGGGUCUCACCCCGGAGCAGCUCGCAGCUUUCCACCGCGACGGCUACCUCAUCAUUCCGGGCGCCCUAUCCCCGGAGACCGUCUCCGGCCUCCUCUCCGAGACCCACUCCCUGCUGGACAACUUCUCCCUCGCGGACCACCCCAUGACGCGCUUCUCCACCGGCGAGAAGGCGGACCACGUCGGCGACGACUACUUCCUCAACUCGGGCGACAAGGUCCGCUUCUUCUUCGAGGAGGACGCUUUCGACGCCGCGGGUAACCUCGUCAAGCCCAAAGCCCGCGCCAUCAACAAGAUUGGCCACUACCUGCACGUCCUCUCCCCGCCCUUUGCCGCCAUCUCGGAUCCCAAGUCUUCUUCCUCCGGCGGCCCUGUCCGAGGUACACCGGCCGCCGUGGCCCGCAGCCUGGGGUUCCGGGACCCGCGGUGCCUGCAAAGCAUGAUCAUCUGCAAGCAGCCCGAGAUUGGCGGCGCCGUGCCCCCGCACCAGGACUCGACCUUCUUGUACACGGAUCCGCCGUCCGCCGUCGGCUUCUGGUACGCCCUCGAAGAUGCGACGCUCGAGAACGGGUGCCUGAGUUUCUUGCCCGGCUCGCACCGCUGGGCCCCCGUGUCGAGCCGGCUCGUGAGAAAGGCCGGCGACGCGGGCACGGAAAUGGUUGACAAUGACGGGCCACGGUUCCCGCCUGGCGAUGGGUACGGCGCAGAGAAGGCGAGCGAGGAGGACAAGGGGGCCAAUUACGUGCCUGGGGAGGUCAAGGCGGGGGAUCUGGUGUUGAUUCACGGGAAUCUGCUGCACAAGAGUGAGAAGAACCUGAGUCAGAAGGGGCGCAUCAUUUACACGUUUCACGUCAUUGAGGGAGAGGGUAAUAAGUACGACGAGAGAAACUGGUUGCAGCCGCCGAAGGCUGGGUUCACCAGGUUGUAUUCUUCCUAA
This is a messenger RNA of Colletotrichum orchidophilum, 957 nucleotides long. RefSeq names its product phytanoyl-CoA dioxygenase. The coding region runs from base 1 to 957 and encodes 318 amino acids. NCBI's taxonomy places the organism in Eukaryota, Fungi, Ascomycota, Sordariomycetes, Glomerellales, Glomerellaceae. The transcript has a single exon. The record is from RefSeq and is a predicted model, not a curated record.